Trichoderma atroviride IMI 206040 is the source of this 1422-nucleotide messenger RNA. RefSeq lists its product as uncharacterized. Gene Ontology annotation, cellular component: mitochondrion. Gene Ontology annotation, biological process: iron-sulfur cluster assembly; mitochondrial respiratory chain complex I assembly. Gene Ontology annotation, molecular function: 4 iron, 4 sulfur cluster binding; ATP binding; ATP-dependent FeS chaperone activity. NCBI's taxonomy places the organism in Eukaryota, Fungi, Ascomycota, Sordariomycetes, Hypocreales, Hypocreaceae. The record is from RefSeq and is a predicted model, not a curated record.
GUAGUCGUCAACAAUGCGCUCUACUUCCUCGAUGCUCUUUCGAGCUAUAAGAGCUCUUCAACAUGAAAAUCCACUGGGUCUCCCUCGAUCGGGUACUCCACCAAACUGGCCAAAACGGCCUCAGAGGCGGAAGAUUACCGGUGUAGACAAAGUCAUCGCCGUGUCCUCUGCUAAAGGCGGCGUUGGUAAAAGCACUGUCGCUGCAAACUUAUCACUAGCUUUUGCUAGACUUGGUUUCCGCGCUGGAAUAUUGGAUACCGAUAUUUUUGGCCCAUCUAUUCCGACCUUAUUCGAUCUAUCGGGAGAGCCCAGGCUAUCCAGCAACAAUCAGCUAGUACCCCUAACUAAUUACGGAGUCAAGACAAUGUCAAUGGGCUAUCUGGUGGGCGAGAGUGCUCCAGUUGUUUGGAGAGGGCCAAUGGUUAUGAAGGCGAUUCAGCAACUCCUACACGAGGUAGACUGGGGUGGCUUGGAUAUUCUUGUGUUGGAUUUGCCUCCCGGAACAGGCGAUACACAGUUGACUAUAACCCAGCAAGUUAUUCUAGACGGGUCUGUCAUCAUCACUACACCACACACUUUGGCAACGAAAGACGCGAUCAAGGGAAUCAACAUGUUCAAAACUGUUGGCGUCAAUAUCCUUGGCAUGGUGCAAAACAUGUCUCUCUUUAAUUGCCCUCACUGCCAUCAGGACACUCACGUUUUUGGAUCAAAUAAAAGAGUGGAAAAGCUAUGUCAAGACCAUGAAAUUGAGUUUCUAGGAGACAUUCCGCUUCAUCCCAACAUUGGUGAUGAUGGAGAGAGAGGAAAGCCGACUGUCGUCGCUGAGCCAUCCAGCGAACGAGCAUCAGCCUUUCUCGAUAUAGCUAAAGCUAUCUGCCCCAAGAUUGAUCUAAAAGAACACGAGCGUCACAGUCACUAACUCUUCUUAUUUUCAAAUCUCUCUUUCAAGCAGAAAAGUAGAAAAAAGAAAAGAAAAUACUUAGAUGGCAUGCUUGGAAAUUUAAACCUCGUUUGAUGAAAGGGUGAUCGUGGGAACCUGCCAUCGUAACUUAGCAAUGCAUUCCACAUCCCAAAAGGGGCCGCCUAUUCUUGAAUAAAGCGUCUUGUAUUUUGCCAAGUGGCAGCCAAUGUUCCCAUAACUUUAAUUCCUCUUCUCGAAGCCGCGAUAUAAAAUUCUGGUGUAAAAAAAAGCCAAAUGCAUAAAUGUUAGCCUCUUCAACAACUUAUCGCAAGGCAUAUUACCGCGGUAUAAACAAAAGUUUCCCAGCUCCUUAACGCCUUUCGUCAUCAAUUCAAGCUUUCCCCAGUGGCUGCCUAGUUGAGGCAAUGCAUUUUCAGUCGAGUUCUUCAUUAACUUGGUAGAUGUGCCGACUACGUGUAGGGUCCUUGCUCAUUGUCUUGCCAGAGCCAGUAAAUCCAACU